Molecule: messenger RNA, 2406 nt
Organism: Kwoniella botswanensis
Lineage: Eukaryota; Fungi; Basidiomycota; Tremellomycetes; Tremellales; Cryptococcaceae
Exons: 8
Coding region: 1-2406 (801 amino acids)
Cellular component (GO): cytoplasm
Molecular function (GO): ATP hydrolysis activity; ATP binding
Source: RefSeq, a predicted model, not a curated record
AUGCCCAACUCGAUAGCGAGGCUGAAAGCCAUACCCGAUGAAGCAGGUCCCAGUGCUUCGAGAGGUACAAGGGAAAUACGGAGAGCCUAUCUUUCGCCAGAUGUACUUCGGACUUAUAAAUUGGUAGCAGGAGAUUGGGUCUUGCUGAAAUCUGAGAAGGGUAUCUGUGUGGUUCAGAUAUGGCCAAGAGUAGGACUUGAUGAUGACGCAAUCGUACUCUCCUCAACUCAUCUUUCCAACCUGUCCAGUUCUCCAAUCGAUCUUUAUCGUUUCACCCCUGAACUGCACUCGCAUGGUAAAGCAUCUCGAAUUAGGGUGAAAGAAGUACUCGAAACUACAACCAAGGCCAAAAGCAAAGCAACUGUAGCCGAGGAGACACCAAGGGAAAAGGAAUGGCUUCGAGCAUCAAUCAAGGAAGUUCUCUCUUCCACAAACUACAUAAGCAACGGCUUCAAGAUGACAAUAGGAGAUUCGGAUAAGUCAGCUCGAGUCUUUGAGAUCACCUCCAUCGAUCUAUCGACCAAAGAGUCAGCUAAGAAGAGUGGAUCUCCGUUGGAAGAUGGAUUAGAGAGACUCAAGAUUAGCGGGGAUGAAAGUGCAAAAGUCAUGUACGCAGUGAGCUGGAAGACUGAGGUAAUACUAGGAGGUGAAGAGCAGAAGGUUCAAUCGGGAGACUCCACGGAAAAAGACGGAAAAAUCAGUACAAGCGGUACAGCGAAAUCUCAUUCCAACACCACCGACGGUCCUAUCCCAUCCUACAUCAACCUCUUCACGCCCUCGCAACCUCCGACAGCAGCGUAUGGCCUACUAGGUGGACUUCAACCGCAGAUAGCCCAAAUAAAAUCUCUCUUGGACUUGCCAAUGCUACAUCCUUCCCUGUUCUCAAUGUUCGGUCUCACCCCUCCUCGAGGUAUAUUACUACACGGUCCACCCGGAACAGGUAAAACCGCCUUGGCCAGAGCAGUCGCCUCUUCCGCUCAGUGUUCUUGCAUCGUCGUCAAUGGACCUGAACUAUCCUCGGCGUAUCAUGGAGAGACGGAAGAGCGUCUAAGAGGCGUAUUCAACGAAGCGAAGAAACGGAGUCCGUGCAUUAUUGUCUUGGAUGAAGUCGAUGCCUUAUGUCCAAGGAGGGAUGGCGGAGAAGGUGGCGAAGUGGAAAGAAGGGUGGUGGCCACUCUCCUUACUCUGAUGGAUGGAAUGAGCCAAGAAGAUGUAGGGGAAGAAAGGAUAUUUGUGGUAGCUGCUACGAAUAGACCAAAUAGUAUCGAUCCAGCAUUAAGAAGACCAGGUCGAUUUGAUCGAGAGAUCGAAAUUGGGAUACCCGAUGUCAAUGGACGACGACAAAUAAUUGAUAUCAUGCUUUCAAGAAUGCCCCAUUCUCUCAGCGAGCAGGAGGUAUCAGCAAUCGCAUCUAGAACUCAUGGGUAUGUCGGUGCGGACUUAUCGUCACUUAUCAGAGAAUCAGCGUCAGCAGCUAUUCAGCGGUGGCACUCCUCAAACCCAUCGGAAGGAAGCAAACCGGUUCUUACAAAUGCGGAUGUUUUGACUAUCCUUCCUACGAUACGACCAUCAGCGAUGAGAGAAGUGUUCUUGGAGACUCCUGCUGUGCGAUGGUCAGAUAUAGGUGGGCAAGACGAUGUCAAGCAGAAAUUACGAGAAUGUGUAGAAUGGCCAUUGACACAUCGAGAUACAUUUACUCGAUUGGGUGUGGAAGCUCCACGAGGUGUACUGUUGUAUGGUCCACCAGGUUGUAGUAAGACCAUGACGGCGAAAGCUUUAGCCACGGAGAGCGGUAUCAACUUUAUUGCCGUCAAAGGUCCAGAGCUGCUCAACAAAUAUGUCGGAGAAUCUGAAAGAGCAGUUCGAGAGAUUUUCAGAAAGGCCAGAGCUGCGUCGCCAUCGAUCGUCUUCUUUGACGAGAUCGACGCACUUGGAUCAGUUAGAUCGGAUGACAAUACACAUUCAGGUGUCUUGACAUCUCUUCUCAACGAGAUGGACGGUAUUGAAGAGCUAUCCGGUGUGACCGUAGUGGCAGCUACCAAUCGACCAGAUGUUCUUGAUUCCGCCCUGAUGAGACCAGGCAGACUGGAUCGAAUCCUCUAUGUCGGUGCGCCUGAUCUGGAUACUAGAAAAGAUAUCUUCAGGAUCCGAUUGGCUACUAUGGCUGUCGAACCUGGCGUAGACGUCGAAGAGCUAGCUCGUAUAGCGGACGGCUGUUCGGGAGCCGAAGUAGCUUCAAUCUGCCAGGAUGCUGCAUUGGCAGCUAUGAAUGAAGAUCUAGAUGCGCCUUAUGUCAAGAAAUCGCAUCUUCUCCAUUCGGCUCGAACGGUGAGAAGGAGAAUAACGCCAGAUAUGAUAUCUUUCUUCGAAGAAUGGAGGGAUCAAUCGGGAGUGAGGAGUGCGUAG